AUGACUGACUCCUCGAAAGUAACGAUUGCUAUUAUCGGCGCUGGCUUGAUUGGGCCGCGACACGCAAGAACUGUCGUUCAAAGCAACGAUGCAGAACUUGUGGCCAUUGUUGAUCCUACGCCCUCCGGCCAGAAGUUAGCUGAUGAGCUAAAUGUGGCCUAUUACACAUCCGUUGCACAUCUUCUGCAGUCCACGCACAAGCCCGAUGCAGCUAUUAUCUGCACACCAAAUCACGUCCAUGUGCCGGUAGCAAAGGAGCUGUCGUCUGGUGGCAUGCAUAUCCUAAUUGAAAAACCUGUUAGCAGUGACAUAGAGAGUGGGAAAGAGCUUGUAAAGCAUCUUAACAACAUGGCCGUCAAGGCUCUUAUAGGCCAUCACCGCCGCUUUAACCCAUACAUUUCUGCCGCAAAAGAGAUCAUCUCCUCUGGCCGACUUGGCAAUAUUGUCGCUAUCAACGGUCUAUGGACGACGUAUAAGCCUUUGGACUAUUUUGACCCCCCCGCUGAAUGGCGGAGACUCAACACAGGAGGCGUAGUCCUCAUCAACAUGAUCCAUGAGAUUGAUCUCCUCCAUUACUUGUUCGGCCCUAUUGUCCGCGUGCACGCCGAGAAAACUAUCUCCCAGCGUGGCUUUGAGGCAGAAGAAGGUGCUGCACUUACCCUCCGUUUCAAGUCCGGCGUCGUGGGUAGCUUCCUGGUCUCAGAUAGCCUCCCCUCACCGUACAACUUUGAGUCGGGCACAGGCGAGAACCCCCUAAUUCCUAAAGCUGGACAGGAUUUCUACCGAAUCUUUGGCACUGACGCAGUGUUAAGCGUACCGGAUAUGACAACCUGGUCGUAUAAUGGCACGCACAAGAGCUGGCAUCAAGAGUUAGUUAGCGAUAAGAUUCCAGUGGCGGAUGCGAUUCCAUUCCAGCUGCAGCUGAGUCAUUUUGUAAAGGUUGUCCGAAACCAAGAGUCCGCUAGCUGCACGCCAGAGGCUGGCCUUGCUGCUCUGGCUGUGUGUCAAGCAAUCAAGGAUGCAUUAGAGGCAAGCACGACUGUUGAUGUCGAAAUCUUUGAUUUCUAA
Molecule: messenger RNA, 1068 nt
Organism: Fusarium sp. VM40
Lineage: Eukaryota; Fungi; Ascomycota; Sordariomycetes; Hypocreales; Nectriaceae
Source: the annotation of a GenBank genome assembly